AUGUCGGACAGAUGUCCGGUGACGUCUCUGUACACACCGCUCUCGGUGGAGAUAUUAUUCCACUACUCGUCUCACUCAACACACGUGUGUAACUCCGGCCGCCACCCGGAAGUAAUUCAUCGUCCCAGUCCUCCGGAAGCACGUGAAGGAUUUAAAGGGGACCGCAGUAAACUGAAGAAGGGAUCCCCAUCUUAUCCCCCGGAACCAAAAGAACAGGAUUUGCAGAAAGGAAGAUCAAUAUUUUUACAAAAUAUCAGAGACUUCUUUUCUGCUCGACAGGCGACCCCUGAGCCAGACAUGGACAUGGAUAACAGGGGCAUGCGUGUUGCUCUACCACCUCCUAUGGAAAAUGAAGAUCUUGAGGGCGCUCUGAAAGAGACAGAAGAAGUUCUGAUCGGUUUUUUGGGAGUAUACAUAAAACUGAUAUAUUGUAUCACGGCAGCUCUGGUAGCGAUCAUCCUGAUCCUUAGUUCAGUCGUCUUCUGGUGCUAUAAACGGACAAAGACUGAAAGGAAGAAGGAAGAUGACGCAGCAGCUUGUUGGGAGGAUGGCCCUGUUCCUGCUACUGCAGAGCCAGGCAUGGACAUGGAUAACAUGUACAUGGAUAACAUGGACAUCAACGACAUGGGCAUCAACAACAUGGACAUGGGUAACAUGGACAUGGAUAACAUGGACAAACCUGCUCUACCACCUCCACCGCCGUAUAAGGCGAAUGCAGAUAAACAUUCGAAGGUGGAUACGUUGCCAAAUGGGGUCCUCGAACCUGCCACUGGAAUAGAUCUUCAGGGCGCUCUGAAACAUACAGAAGGCGUUCUGAUUGGUGUUUUUGGAGUAUACAUAAAACAGAUGUAUUAUAUUAUGGAAGCUCUGGUAGCGAUCAUCCCGAUCUUUAGUUCAGUCGUCUUCUGGUGCUAUGCACACAGGGCAGGACCAAGGCUAGGAAGGGGUCUCCACAAUGGCCCAAGGCAAAAUCAACAGCUAAAUAGAAAUGAAUUUGGCGGAGCAAAUGAACGGCAAGAGCAUAGACCUAGAGAAAGAAAUGCACAGCAAGUUGGAGGGCACCACGAGCCAAGAUUUGAGGGAUUUAAAGAACGUCAGCCUGAAAGACAGCGUGAACAAAGGGAUGGUGGACCACAUGAGCACAGGGGUGGAAGGCGAAAUGAACAACGUGGUGGAGGCCGAAAUGAACAACGUGGUGGAGGCCGAAAUGAACAUGGUGCGAGAGGACAAAAUGAGCAUAGAGGUGGUGAACAGCGUGAACAUGGUGUUGGUAGACAUAAUGAACAGCGUGGUGGUGGACGUCAAGGGCAUGGACCAGGAUUACGAAAUGAACAAAGAGCCGGAGACCAGCAGGGUAAUAACUGGGGUAGAGAAAACCACAACCAGGAAGGAAGGGAAAAUCAUAGACCACAACCAGAAAGGCCACGCCGGGACAGAGAGAGUGGAAAGGAGCAUCGAGUCAUACGUCUGGGUUACAAAGCUCUUGAAGAACUUUUGAGAAAGGAAACCUCAGAAGUAGCGAUCACUCUAGCUGCACAUCCUGGUCUAAAGGAUUUGCUGUCAGCCACUGAAAUGAGGCCAGAUUUGGUGGAGUUGCUGUGUAAGGCUGUAUGCAGGGCCUGCACCUCUAGAUUAGAGAGGCAGAGUAUUCAGCAUCUCCUUGGACAGGUCAAAUCAUCUGAAUAUAUUCGUAUUUGCCUCCCGCACUAUAUAGUAGGAAUGAUGACAGAACCUGUCUCUGAGAGGAGGCAGCGUUAUCCCGAUAACAUUGAUAGUAUAAUAACUCUUCUGCAAGAAAUUAUAAGCAUGUUUCCUGCCAGUAGCAUACGAGAGACUUCAAUGUUGGUGGCUCUCAUUCCUAACUCUAUUAACAGUUUACGUGCUUUUGGAAUAGAAGUGGGGGAACAUAUAGAGCAGAAUCUAGAAAGGGUAUCAAAUUUUAUUCAGCAUCUACAGGACAGGAGAAGAGAAGGAACACUACGAGUGGACUCACCCAUGGUCAUUGGAGCAGACGUUCCUGUUGAAGAUUUUAGAACAUUGAGUGUGUACCCUACUUUUGAUGAAGUUCAUCGGGGUGAAAAUCCAUUUCUUAGACCAAAUAAUGUGUAUAACAAGUUUGAAAGCACUGACCUUUACUUGGACACACACUUUCGACUCUUGAGGGAAGACUUUGUACGGCCAUUAAGGAAAGGGAUCCAAGACAUCCUUCACCAUGAUGUUAGAGGCAUCCGUAAAAUUAAGUUUGAUGACAUUCGUGUUUACUUCGACACGCGCCUAAUUACUCCUAUGUGCACACCCUCAGGAAUUGUGUACAUAGUCAAGUUUGAUGUCACACCGUUAAAGUGGAUACGCUGGCAGAACUCCAAAAGACUGUUGUAUGGAUCACUAGUUUGCCUGUCCCAGGACAAUUUUGCAUCCUUCUUAUUUGCCACAGUUUCUAAUCGUGAUGCCAAAGAGCUGGAACAAGGUGAGGUGCACUUGCAGUUCUGUGAACAGAGUAGAGAGCUUCUGGCAAGGACAAACCCAGCUGAUUCUUUCAUGAUGGUGGAGACUACUGCAUACUUUGAGGCCUACCGUCAUGUGUUGGAGGGCUUGAAAGAGAUGAAUGCACAGGAUGUGCCUUUUCAGAAAUACAUUGUAUCAUGUGAAAGUGAGCUGGGACCACCACGGUAUCUCAAUGCCGGUAUCCAGUAUGAUCUUAGCUGUAUGAUGAGCAAAGAGAAAAGAGACAUCCCAGCUGCAAGGAACAAACUCAAUAUUCUGAACCCCUUGGAAUGGCCUUCCAAAGAGUCCUUAGGCUUUGAUGAGUCUCAAAUAGAGGCUGUAAAGCUGGCACUGACCAAGGAGAUCGCCAUUAUUCAGGGGCCUCCAGGCACAGGCAAGACAUACGUUGGACUGAAGAUUGCGCAAGCUCUGCUCACUAACCUUGAUGUAUGGCAAUUAAAUGGACACCUCUCUCCAAUUCUUGUGGUCUGCUACACUAAUCACGCAUUAGAUCAGUUUCUGGAAGGGAUUCACCAGUUCUUGAAGAAUGGUAUUGUACGUGUUGGAGGACGUAGCAGCAGCGAAGUUCUAAAGCAGUUUAAUGUCAGAGAAUUAAGGCAUGAGAUUCACAAACACUGCCCACUCCAUAUACGCAGGGCAUGUGGAGAAGUCUUACAAGAAAUGAAGUUGUCAGAAUCUAAACUCUUUGAAGGUGGACAGCUUCUGCAAUGCUCAACAGCUGGUAUUAUUCAUGAAAGGUUCCUAGAGAAACACAUCUUAGAUCACCACUGGGAUAGCUUACAUAGCAUGACGUAUGAUGAUGAGUUUACAACUCUUGCGAAACGAAAAAUGUCCGUCAUUGUUGAAUGGCUUGGGCUUGGAUCUUCACCAUUUAUGCAGAAAGCAGCUCCCCAGUUGGACCUUGAGGAGUUGGAUGAAGAGGAACAAGAGGAAGAGGAGUUGGUUGACAUUCAGGAAGAGGCGGACCUAAUCCACCAAGAACGUGCCCUUGAUGAGGAGGAUGACGAGGAAGCAGCAAGGCAGAGAAAAAGAAAGGCUAAAAUGAAGGACAAUGAAAUAGCCAGCAUUAUGCUUGCAAUGUCACUGGAAAACAAGGACUCCCAGGAGCCACAGGAAAAUGAGGAAAAAGAGGGGGAAUGGCAGAUGACAAAGAAACAGAAAAAGAGAAGACAAAAAAGGAUGAAGGAUGAACUGCAGAAAACAGAAGCAAUGACAGAAGCUGAAGUUGACCAGAUUGUAGAUAUUUGGGGUGUGGAUAUAAAUACGCGAUGGAGACUGUACAGGUACUGGAUACAACUCUACCAGAGGGAUAUUCGUUUAAAGAUUCUGACUCAUGAGCAGAAUUAUCAAGCCUUAGCAGAUCGUUUAAUAGAGCUUAGACAAAGACAGGACCUACAGAUCCUUCAGAAAGCUAAAGUCAUUGGAAUGACAACCACAGGUGCUGCCAAAUACCGGCGUAUCCUCCAGGAAGUACAACCGCGGAUUGUUAUAGUGGAAGAGGCAGCAGAAGUCUUGGAAGCCCAUAUUAUAACCACACUCAGUUCAGCUUGUCAGCACCUCAUUCUGAUUGGAGACCAUCAGCAGCUGAAGCCAAGCGCAAAUGUUUAUGAUUUGGCCAAGAACUUUAACCUUGAAGUGUCGCUGUUUGAACGUCUCAUAGAGUCAAAACUGCCGUAUGUGCGUCUGAAUUAUCAGCACCGCAUGAGGCCGGAAAUAGCUCGAUUAUUGACUCCUCACAUCUACAAAGAGCUGGAAAACCACCCUUCUGUACUAAACUAUGAAAAUGUAAAGGGAAUCUCAUCCAACCUCUUCUUUGUGAAACACAAUUCCCUGGAAAUGGAGAUUAAAGAUGGGAAGAGUCACCAGAACAUGCAUGAAGCUGCUUUUGUUGUAGAGCUAUGCAAGUAUUUCCUGCAUCAAGAGUACAAGCCAUCUCAGAUCACCAUCCUCACCACUUACACGGGGCAGCUUUUCUGUCUCCGCAAGCUCAUGCCAGCCAAUACAUUCUCUGGAGUUAAGGUUCAUGUUGUGGACAAGUACCAGGGGGAGGAGAAUGACAUCAUUCUUCUCUCACUGGUCCGCAGCAACAGAGAUGGAAAAGUGGGUUUUCUUAAGAUUGCCAACCGCAUAUGUGUGGCGCUGUCUAGGGCCAAAAUAGGAAUGUACUGUAUUGGCAACAUGGACAUGCUGAGCAGUGUGCCUCUCUGGAGCCGUAUUAUUGGAACUCUGCAACAGAAGGCUCAAGUAGGAAGCCACCUUAUGCUUUACUGUCAGAAUCACCCUGAGACACAUAGCCUUGUGAAUUGUGCCAAUGAUUUUAAGUCUGUACCAGAAGGAGGCUGCGACAAAAAAUGUGAAUUCCGCCUAAACUGUGGACAUGUGUGCACACGUGUUUGCCAUCCAUAUGACCAAGAGCACAAAGAAUACCAAUGCAAUAAGGCCUGCCAAAAAGAGUUAUGUAAGGAUGGGCAUAGAUGCAAACGUAAAUGUUUUGAGAUCUGUGGAGAGUGCAUGGUGGAAGUGGAGAAGGAGAUAACAUCGUGUGGCCAUCUGCAGAUGGUACCAUGUAGCAUCUCUGAAAAUACGUUCCGUUGCACUUUGCCCUGCCAAAAGACCUUACAGUGUGGCCAUCCAUGUGAAAAGGCCUGUGGAGAUAACUGUGAAGUGCGCUGUCAAAAACAAAUAAGUGUAGAGCUAAAAUGUGGUCAUACGCAACAAAUUAAAUGCUGGCAGAAGCGAGACCUAGAAUUCGGCAUGCCUGUGACGUGCAGACAUUCUUGUGAUGCUACAUUACGCUGUGGUCACAAGUGCUCUGGUACUUGUAACACAUGUUUACAAGGAAGAUUUCAUGUUGGUUGCAGACAUCCCUGCAAGGCUAUUUUAGUUUGCUCACAUGAAUGUCAAGAACCGUGCACAAGGGAAUGUCCUCCUUGUAGCAGUCCAUGUCAGAACCGGUGUAUCCAUAGCCAGUGUAAAAAGAAAUGUGGACAGAAAUGUGCCCCGUGCAUGGAGCCUUGUUCUUGGAGCUGUCAGCACUACAGGUGCACUCGGCUAUGUUCCGAACCCUGUGACCGUCCUCCAUGCGAUGUCCCUUGUGACAAGAAGCUCCGCUGUGGACACCCAUGCAUCGGUUUGUGUGGGGAGCCCUGUCCUAAAAAGUGUCGCAUAUGCCAUGAAGAUGAAGUCACUGAGAUAUUAUUUGGCUUUGAAGAUGAACCAGAGGCAUGCUUUGUUGAGCUACAAGACUGUGGACACAUUCUUGAGUCUUCAGGCAUGGAUACUUACAUGAGCGGACAAAGUGACCCUGAAGAGGGGAGUGCAAUUAAACUGAAAGAAUGCCCGAAAUGCAGGACUCCCAUAAGGAGAAACUUGAGAUAUGGGACCGUAAUUAACAAAACCCUGAGCGAGAUUGAAAAAGUCAAAGAACGGAUAUUAGGGCCAGAUAUUCAGAGAAACGAAACCAGUGAAAGACUCAAAGCAAGUCUGCAGCUGAUGACUGAUGUAAAAAGAAACCUUUAUGAAGACUAUAUGGAAUUAAUAGAGACCCUGGACAAUCCAGAAACACAACUCAGAACUUUGCUCAACCUGGAAAACGUGAUGCGUUUCUACGAAAGACUAGCAAAACUGUUUAAUAACAUUAGCAAAGUUGACACAGAAGAGAAGUCUGACUUGAAGAAUCGUUUAUUGCUGAUUAAGGAGUGGCUGGGGAAGACCCGUUCAUUCCUUUCAGAGCAGGAAUUAUCUGAUCUGCAGACUGAAGUGGCACGCUUCACUUACCUUCUACGACUGCUUGUGAAAUGUAAAGAAGCCAAAGUGAGGAUCACACCAGAAAACCAAAGGGAGAUAACUUUUCUAAGGGAUAUGUUGGAAAGCAAUAAACCAUUUACUGAAACGAAUGAAAUCCUUGUAAAGACAAAAUUAAAGGAGCUAGAUAAACGUCUUCCAAAUACAGGACUUGGGUUAACAGAAGAUGAACGUGUGAUGAUUGUACAGGCCAUGGGUCUUCUGAAGGGUCAUUGGUUUAAAUGUCCUAACAACCACAUCUAUUGUAUCACAGAAUGCGGUGGAGCAACAGAGCAAUCCCAAUGUCCAGAAUGCAAAGAAGGCAUUGGUGGAACAAACCACGCGCUCCUUCCAACCAACAGGCUGGCUACUGAAAUGGAUGGAGCGCAACAUGCAGCUUGGUCAGAUGUUGGAAACAAUAUUAUGAAUUUCCAAAACCUCUUCGACUAAUUCCCUUCAUACAGAGAAGGUACUUGCUAAAUGUAGGCUUAAAAAUAU
Messenger RNA from Nanorana parkeri, 6786 nucleotides. It is a transcript of the gene ZNFX1, whose product is annotated as zinc finger NFX1-type containing 1. Gene Ontology annotation, molecular function: zinc ion binding; helicase activity. The transcript is spliced from 20 exons. The coding region runs from base 1 to 6738 and encodes 2245 amino acids. Gene Ontology annotation, cellular component: nuclear RNA-directed RNA polymerase complex; nucleus. Gene Ontology annotation, biological process: regulatory ncRNA-mediated heterochromatin formation. NCBI's taxonomy places the organism in Eukaryota, Metazoa, Chordata, Amphibia, Anura, Dicroglossidae. The record is from RefSeq and is a predicted model, not a curated record.